Morchella importuna is the source of this 705-nucleotide messenger RNA. RefSeq lists its product as uncharacterized. The transcript has 3 exons. Lineage: Eukaryota; Fungi; Ascomycota; Pezizomycetes; Pezizales; Morchellaceae. Bases 1 to 705 code for a protein of 234 amino acids. The record is from RefSeq and is a predicted model, not a curated record.
AUGCAAAUCCGUACUGUUGACGGCGGAAUACUCGACGCCGACGAGCAGCCCGAAGCAGUGGUGCGGGUCAUGGGCGAAGACGGCGUCGUGAUCAUCUGCCAGCGCUCCAACAUCACGGUCCGCAUGAACUCACUCAACCGCGUGCAGGCACUGGAGUCCCGUGGGGAUCUGGGAUUCACAACCUUUGAGUUCAUGGAUAAGGAGAUCUUUAUGUCUUCGGCCGUUGCAAAAAUCCUCUUCCUCCUCCACGGCCAGUAUAACAUGGGGACUUCAAAACUGCUCAUACCGGUCCCCCGGUUCGAGGACACUGCGGUGCGGAGCUACAAUGCAUAUGUCGCGACGCUCUUCGGCGGCCCGCAGAACGGCCAUGUCACGUUCCAUCUGACCGUCGAUACGGCCAGCCAGCAGCGCAAAAUGGUUACUCUGAACGGUGGAGAUAUUCUCCUAUGCACCGACAAGAUACAGCGAACGAUUCCGCAAACCCGCGCCGAUACUGCGUUUGUGUCGGAGACUUUCUAUUACCCGCCGCAUCUGCCGAAUGUACGGCUGGAGGAGAAUUUGGUGGCUGACUACAUGGUAAAGAGUGGAGGUGAGCUUCAGAAGGAUCCUGUUAAUGGUAAUGUGGUUUGGAAGUAUGAUAAUUUCAUGAUGAGGGAAAGAGGGAGUGCGAGUGCGAGUGUCAAUGUUUAUAGCAAUCAAUGGUAG